Aspergillus homomorphus CBS 101889 is the source of this 1669-nucleotide messenger RNA. Its product is annotated as carboxylesterase. The record is from RefSeq and is a predicted model, not a curated record. The transcript has 2 exons. Lineage: Eukaryota; Fungi; Ascomycota; Eurotiomycetes; Eurotiales; Aspergillaceae. Bases 59 to 1669 code for a protein of 536 amino acids.
CAGGCAUUUUCCAGAGAAACUUUUUUUCUGCAGAUCAACCGAUCUUCCCAUUAUCAUCAUGGGUUUUCUACAAAAAAGUGCCAAUCUGGCCCUGGGCCUAGGUGCCACCGCCUUAGCUCUGGGCUGCGCUGCCGAGGCUGCUUCUCCCAGCGUCACCACCAAGCAGGGUGUCGUCCACGGAUUUUCCCAGAACGACACCAAUGUCUACUUGGGCAUUCCUUUUGCCCAGACCACUGCUGGUGAGAAUCGGUGGAAGGCUCCCAAGGCCGCCUCCUCCUACGAGGGUGGUAGCUUCGAUGCUACGGCCUUCGGUCCCUCUUGCGCCCAGGCCAUGUCCGGCACGGCGAUCGUUGCCCAGAGUGAGGAUUGUCUGAACCUGAACAUCUGGACUCCGCCCAGUGGCACCGGUCUGCCUGUCUUUGUCUACAUCUACGGUGGUGCCAUGGUCACCGGUGGCAACAGCAACCAGCAAUGGCAGGGAUGGAACUUCGCUCGUAAGGAUGUGAUCUACGUCAGCUUGAACUACCGUGAGAGCAUGUACGCUUAUCCUUACGCUCCGGAGCUUGAGGGCGAAUCGCAGAACUUUGGCAUUUUGGAUGUGGACUUGGCCUUGCAGUGGAUUCAUGACAACAUCAAAGCUUUCGGUGGUGACAAUUCGCGCAUCGUGCUGGGUGGUCACUCCUCCGGUGGUGUGCAUGUCGAUCACUACCUCUGGAAUCACCCUAAUACCUUCUUGGCUGGUGCCAUCGAGAUGUCGGCCAACGCCCAGUCCGGCCCGGCCAACGCCCCCGCUGGUGUCGCCCUGAAGCAGGUCGUGCAGGACAUGAUCGAUGCCGGCGUUUCCCUGGACUGCACCGCUGAUGACUACACUCUGGACUGCCUGCGCAAGGUGGAUACCUACGACUUCCAGACUAGCUACUUCAACUCGACCUCCAACACGUGGUUUGGCCCCGUCGUGGACAACCUCACCCGCUAUUCCAACUACCCGGACCGCUUCGCCAACGGCCACUACCCGAAAUCGUUGCCGCUGAUCGUCGGAAACUCGGACAAGGAGGGCAAGGUCUUCGGCUAUGUGUAUGCCUCGGAGAACACGGACUUCUCUUCCUGGAUCCGCACCUACGAUGCCGACCUGGCCUUUGUCCCCGCGGACGAGCUGCUGGAGGCCUACAAUCCCGACGACUUCUCCUCCGUCUCCCGCAUGAGCGGUGCCUCGUACGGCGACGCUCGCUUCCACUGCGCGACCGACUACUUCGUGGACCUGCGCUCCGAGGAGCAGAACACCUGGAUCUACCGUUGGUUCGGGGACUACUCGAAUGUCCUGGGCAUUCCCGACAUCGGCCCCUCACACGGCAGUGAGGUGCCCUUCUUCCACGGUGGCAACGAGUGCUUCUCCAAGCUGAGCGGUGUCACGGCCGCCGAGCAGGAUCUGGCCGACUACAUGAACGACUGGUUUGUGGCCUGGAUCAAGAACCCCAGCGCCGGCCCUGGCUGGGAUCAGGCUAAGCCAGUGAACGGACCCCUGGCCCUUCUGGGUGUGCCUGGCAACGAGGAGGCGAUUGAGACGGGCUCGACCGGCACCUACAACCAGCGUUGCCAGAAGGUCUACAAGCCCAACUACCCCAACUACCCGGUUAUCCAGAACCCGGUGCAGUUGGCGGCCAGUUCCUAA